AAUGUUUUGCUAAUAUCUUUAAAAUUACAUGUCGUGAUGUGUUCUCGGUCGACUUUAAUAACCAGUAAGGGAAUCAUCUCCUCACCUUACCAUCUUGUUACAUCGCUUAACACACGAUAUCUACUACACUUUAUUCAUUUCGACACAAGCUAUCAAUUUGACGUUGGGAAUGGAGGUUUGACCGCCGUAAAUGUGAUUAAAACGCUACAAAAUGAAGCCUUUCAUGGGUCCUAAAUAUGUUAAAAUAUUAAAAUAUGGAUUUUGAUUUACAAAGUGUUGUUUAGAGAAAAGAACGCGACCGCUUUGGCCGUCAGGGUAACACAACGAGGGCAGCAUUCCUCCACACCUCUCCCAUUAGAGGGGACUGGUAACCAGUGGGCGCAGCGCAGGUCCAGUCGAGCUCCCCGUCUGAACGCUGCACGCCGCGGCUCCUGGUUCUCAAGCAAAGCUACAUCGGAGGAGGAAGAACAGGGGGUUUUCGGAUAUCAUCCAACCCAGUGACUGUAUGCAACGUUCGGCUGAUAGAAGCAGAGCCCGUCGUGUUGGAGGAUUAGGAUGUCGGAGUUCCUGGUGAGUCUGCUCGGAGAGCGGCUGGUCGACAGUGAGCAAGCCGAGGUGGACGUGCAGGCGCUGGGCGGCAGGUUGUCCCUGGUCGGGCUCUACUUCGGCUGCAGCCAGAACGCCCCGUGCAAGCAGUUCAAUGCCAGCCUGUGUGAGUUUUACAGCAAAUUUAAGAAAACCUCUGAACAUAAGGAUAAAUUGGAGAUCGUCUUCAUCUCGUCCGACCAGGACCAGAAACAUUGGCAGGACUUUUUACAGGAGAUGCAAUGGCCUGCGUUGCCGUUCAAAGACAGACACAAAAAGAUGAGGCUGUGGAACAAGUACAAGGUGACCAGCGUGCCGUCGCUGGUGUUCGUGGACGCGGCCACGGGGAAGGUGGUCUGUCGGAACGGGCUGCUGGUGGUCCGGACGACCCUAAAAGGCCUGGAGUUCCCGUGGGGGGCCAAGCCGUUUGCGGAGGUGGUGGCCGGGCCCCUGCUGAGGAACAACCGGCAGGCGGCGGACAGCGGCUCCCUGGAGGGCCACUACGUCGGGGUCUACUUCUCAGCACACUGGUGCCCCCCGUGUCGCAGUCUGACCCGGGUCUUGGUGGAGUCGUACCGUGCCAUCAAGGAGUCGGGUCAGAAGUUUGAGAUUGUGUUUGUCAGCGCAGACAGGUCUGAGGAGUCGUUCCAACAGUACUUCAGCGAGAUGCCCUGGCUGGCCGUCCCCUAUUCAGACGAGGCGCGCCGGUCACGGCUCAACAGGCUCUACGGGAUACAAGGGAUCCCGACCCUCAUCCUAUUGGACGCGGAGGGUCACAUGAUCACGCGCCAGGGCCGCGUGGAGGUGCUGAACGACCCCGGCUGCCUGCUGUUCCCAUGGCACCCGCGGGCCGUGCUGGAGCUCAGCGAGACCAACGCCGUGCAGCUGCACGAGGGGCCCUGCCUGGUGCUGUUUGUGGGUGAACGCUGAGAGGAGGGGGAGCUGGAGCCGGCCAAGGAGCUGGUCCAGCCCGUCGCCCUCAAGCUCAUGGCCGCGUCCAAGGCCAAGGACGAGGAGAUGCCCCUGCUGUUCUUCGUGGCCGGAGAGGACGACAUGACGGACUCCUUGCGGGACUACACCAACCUGCCCGAGGCGGCGCCGCUGCUCACCAUCCUGGACAUGUCCGCCCGCGCCAAGUACGUGCGCGACGUGGAGGAGAUCACGCAGGACGUCGUCGACCAGUUCGUCAGCGACUUCCUGGACGAGAAGCUCAAGCCCGAGCCCAUCUGAGGACCGGACCCCCGCGUCUAAAGACUCAAAGCCCUCCUCCCCAACCCGCCCCGAUCUUCAGACCCCCCCCCCCCCCUUGUUGCUAUGCCCCUCCCCCUCCCCCCGACUCUGUCAGACUGUUAGAGACUUGUCGACUGACAUCUUACAUCUUUCGGUUGUUGUUUUUUUACUCGCCCCUCUUCCAUGGAGUCCGCUCCCCUCCUGUGGUGCCUUGCGUUGACUGAAGCCCCCACAGUAAGAUACAUAUAAAUACAUCUAUGUGUUUAUAUGCAUUAGCUGCUUGGUCUGCAGUCAAGCAUUUAUUUGUUUUUGUUCCCCCCCUCUCCAGAAGACACCAGCCCGUGAGCCGAUGGACCUACAUACGUACUUAGCGGCGAGAGCCUUGUUACAUUUGGUUUUGUGAUACCAGCCGGGGAAAGAAUAGCUGGCAGAUGAGAUGUUCACCGUACACGUGUGCUAAUGAGCCAGUUGGAUGUAGCUGUUCGCUUUUUAAGGCAAUCUCUGUUGUGUUUGACUGAACAUGUCGUAAAGGACUCGAUAUUUCCUAGGAAUAGGCUUAACUUAAUCCUGUCUUAUUCUUAUGGUGGUUUUCAUCUCACCACUCGCAGGGAUUUUCAGUGAAGGUCCCUCCGAUUCAAAAGGCACGACACGCUUUGCGAAGAGAUUGUAUAAUUGUUGUGUAACUUCUUGCCAUUGCCAGGUUGUAUUUCAGCUCACGACUUCACAAUCAUUAAAAAUUCACUGUCAAGCACAAA
This is a messenger RNA of Gadus morhua (Atlantic cod), 2570 nucleotides long. It is a transcript of the gene nxn, whose product is annotated as nucleoredoxin. Lineage: Eukaryota; Metazoa; Chordata; Actinopteri; Gadiformes; Gadidae. The transcript has 8 exons. Gene Ontology annotation, biological process: negative regulation of Wnt signaling pathway; negative regulation of protein ubiquitination. Gene Ontology annotation, cellular component: nucleus. Gene Ontology annotation, molecular function: thioredoxin-disulfide reductase (NADPH) activity. The record is from RefSeq and is a predicted model, not a curated record.